AUAUGGGGACACGGCGUGCCGAGGUGGCACUCAGACUGGUGAUGGGGAUCCAAACAAGGAGCCUUUUUAUUCCUUUUCAGAAGCUCCUGUAAAACAAUCGGAUAUCAGGACACUGAUGACCCCGAGAACAUCGGUUUGGAGUUAACCUUACAGGAUAGAAAGGAAUUGAAGGUCUCUGCGUUGGACAAACAUAGUAUUGCCAUUUAUUCCUGCGCGCAAGGACGAUUUUCAUCGCAUAAAAGAGACUGAUUGUGUCCGGAGACGCGUGUGCGCUCGGUGCGCAAAAAGACCCUCCAUCACCAGAAGCUUCGUGGAGACGCGGGUGGCUUUAUAAUUGUCGGACAGAAAGAACCACUGAGCUGCAAAUCUCGAGUGAACUCAUUGCAUACUCACCUAACCAAUCAGCUGGAAGGGGAGGAGCCACACUCGAACCAGCCAAUCCAGAAUGAGGGGUGGGGCCAUGGGGGUUUUACAAGUGCUGCUAUUGGCCAGUGUGCUGGAGCUUGCAACUCUGGCAUUCAGUCGUGCACCGGUGCCCAUGGCAGUUGUUCGGCGCGAGCUGUCCUGUGAAAGUUACCCGAUCGAGCUGCGCUGUCCCGGGACGGACGUCAUCAUGAUCGAGAGUGCAAAUUACGGCCGAACAGAUGACAAAAUAUGCGACGCCGACCCCGCUCAGAUGGAGAACACACGCUGUUAUUUACCUGAUGCGUACAAGAUCAUGAGCCAGAGGUGUAAUAACCGGACGCAGUGCGCUGUCGUGGCCGGACCGGAUGCAUUUCCCGACCCCUGUCCCGGGACAUACAAAUACCUGGAAGUGCAGUACGAGUGCGUCCCGUACAAGGUGGAACAGAAAGUUUUCCUGUGCCCAGGGCUCUUACGCGGUGUUUAUCAGAGCGAGCAUCUGUUCGAGUCGGACCACCAGUCGGGAGCUUGGUGCAAAGACCCCCUCCAGGCCUCUGAUAAGAUCUAUUACAUGCCCUGGAUGCCGUAUCGCACGGACACCCUCACCGAAUACUCCAGCAAAGAGGAUUUCAUCGCAGGACGACCCACCACGACCUACAAGCUCCCCCAUCGGGUCGACGGCACCGGGUUCGUCGUCUACGACGGCGCUCUGUUCUUCAACAAGGAGCGAACUAGGAAUAUCGUCAAGUUUGAUUUGCGCACUCGCAUCAAGAGUGGCGAGGCUAUCAUCGCUAGCGCGAACUAUCACGACACUUCGCCGUAUCGCUGGGGAGGCAAGUCGGAUAUCGAUUUGGCGGUGGACGAGAACGGUCUUUGGGUGAUUUACGCCACGGAGCAAAACAACGGACGGAUCGUGAUCAGCCAGCUCAACCCGUAUACGUUACGUGUGGAGGGAACUUGGGAUACGGCCUACGACAAACGCUCCGCUUCCAACGCCUUCAUGAUCUGUGGGAUCCUGUAUGUCGUCAAGACCGUCUACGAAGACGACGAUAGCGAAGCCACCGGGAAUAAAAUCGACUACAUCUACAACACGGAGCUGAGCAAAGACGGCUAUCUGAACAUCCCCUUCCCGAACUCGUACCAGUACAUCACUGCCGCGGAUUACAAUCCCAGAGACAAUCUGCUCUAUGUGUGGAAUAACUACCACGUGGUCAAGUAUUCGCUGGAUUUUGGAGUCCUGGAUAACAGGCAAGAAUCUUCCUCCUCAGGAAACGUUUUAAUGGACACAACAACGACACACACCACGACUCGCCCAGUCACCGUCACCUUGACGACCACCUCCACCACCGUCACCGUGACAACCACCACCACCAGAUCUCCCGCCUCGACGACGGCAGCAGCCCCACGCAGCACCACGACAGACCAGCAGCCGGCGGCUCUUCCCGAGGUCACGGCACGCUCCGACCCGUCCUCCGUCCUGCCCAACAUCGCCGUGGAGUUCUGCAGCCCCGUCACCGACUCCUCCAUCACCUGGCCCAAAACACGCCAGGGCCUCGUCGCCAAGCAGCCCUGCCCACCGGGAACCGUCGGGACGGCUGUGUUCACCUGUCAGGGGCCCGAGGGACUCUGGGACCAGCAGGGGCCCGACCUCAGCAACUGCACCUCCACAUGGGUCAACAUCAUCAACCAGAAGCUGUGUACCUACACCGUCCGGGCCAUGGGUCACCUGAUCGACCUGCUGGACGUCCAGCUCAGGAAUCUCACCCCCGGGGGAAAGGACAGCGCUGCUCGGAGCCUCAACAAGCUGCAGAAAAGGGAGCGUUCGUGUCGAUAUUUUGUCCAGGCGAUGGUGGAGACGGUGAAUAACCUGCUGCAGCCGCAGGCGCGGACGGCGUGGAUGGAGCUCUCGAGUGGAGAUCAGCUGCGCGCCGCCACCAUGCUGCUGGACACCGUCGAGCAGGGCGCUUUCGUGCUCGCAGACAACCUGCUGAAGACCGACGUCGUGCAGGAAAACACCGAAAACAUCCAGCUGGAGGUGGCGAGGAUGAGCACAGACGGAAAUCUUCCCGAUCUGAAGUUUCCACAGACAGGAGGCCAAGGGAACGCCAUCCACCUGUCAGCCAACACCCUCAAACAACACGGCAGAAACGUUGGUUUUGUGUGUUUUUUAAAGGCCAGCAUGAUGCGUCUGAUGUGCAGCUCGACGCCUGCUGAGUUUUUGGGUUUUUCUCCGUCUGGCAGGCGUGGGGUCGCAUGGGACGGAGCCUCAGCCAGUUUCUUCUUCCUCGUCUUCCAGCAGUCAGAGGAGAAUUUCAACCCCAACUGUUCGUUCUGGAGCUACUCGAAGCGCAGUAUGACGGGCUUCUGGUCGACCCAGGACUGCCGGCUGCUGGGAACCAACCGAACGCACACCACCUGCUCCUGCACACACCUCACCAACUUCGCUGUGCUCAUGGCUCACGUGGACGUGAAGAUCGCCUGCGCCGUCUUUGCGGCUCUGCUGCAUUUCUUCUUCCUGUCUGCGUUCACGUGGAUGUUUCUGGAAGGCGUUCAGCUCUACAUCAUGCUGGUCCUGGCCGGAUACGGCAUUCCUGCGCUCAUCGUGGCCGUUUCUGCCGCAGUGGAUUACCGCAGUUAUGGGACAGACAGAGUGUGCUGGUUGCGGUUGGAUACUUAUUUCAUCUGGAGUUUUAUAGGCCCCGCCACACUCAUCAUCAUGCUGAAUGUGAUCUUCCUGGGAAUCGCUCUCUACAAGAUGUUUCACCACACCGCCAUCCUGAAGCCAGAUUCUGGUUGCCUUGACAACAUCAAAUCGUGGGUGAUAGGAGCGAUCGCGCUGCUCUGUCUGCUGGGCCUGACCUGGGCGUUUGGCCUGAUGUACGUUAACGAGAGCACGGUGAUCAUGGCGUACCUCUUCACCAUCUUUAACUCGCUGCAGGGCAUGUUCAUCUUCAUAUUUCACUGCGUCCUGCAGAAGAAGGUGCGUAAAGAGUACGGGAAGUGUCUGCGGACUCACUGCUACAGCGGGAAGAGUGUGGACUCGUCUGUGGGUUCGGUGAAGAGCUCGUCGUCGCGUGGCCUGGGACGAUAUUCCUCUGCGUCGCAGGUUCAUCACCCGCCUUGUAUGACAAACUCCUCACAGUUACAGUAUGAACAAAGCCGAAUCCGCCGCAUGUGGAACGACACGGUGAGGAAGCAGUCCGAGUCUUCGUUCAUGGCUGGAGACAUUAACAGUUCAGCUACACUCAACAGAGGUGCCAUGGCCAAUCACCUCAUCCCAAACUCUCUGCUGCGCGCUCACACCUCUAACAACCCCUAUAACACCUUACUGGGCGAAUUAGCCAUCUAUAACAACCCCACCCUCAGCAUGUACAACGCUCAAGAGCCCUACAGAGAGACAAAGGGAAUCCUGAACAAUGCUCGGGAUACAAGUGCCAUGGAUACUCUACCACUGAAUGGUAACCAUGGCAACAGCUACAGCUUGGCCAGCGCCGAUUACAUGAGCGACUGCGUGCAAAUCAUCGACCGCACGUACAACGUACACAAAGAGACCACGCUGGAGAAACGGAUCCUGAAAGAGCUCACCUCCAACUACCUGCCCACCUACCUGAACAACCACGACCGCACGGCCGAGCACGGACGCAACCUCAUGAACAAGCUGGUGAACGAAGUCAGCAACGGAGGCGGGGUGAAGGACUCGCCCAUGCUGCCGGUCAAUCUCGCGUUGGGUUUGGACGACUCUGCGUCUUUCCCACACGAGGACAGUCUAGGGCUGGAGCUGAUCAGGGGGGAGUCCAACACACCCUUGCUUCCGCCGCCACGCCACGUCCAGCCUCUUCCCUCCACCUUCAGCUCGGCUUCUUCAUCGCGACGGCGCCUUCCGCAAGAAAACAGCGAGAGUUUCUUCCCUCUGCUGACAGAGGAGCAAACGGAAGAGACUCCAUCGCCGCAGAGAGACUCGCUCUACACCAGCAUGCCAACGCUGCCUGACCCCGAACGCUCCGACACGCAUUCGCUGCCCCACGGCGGUGACACACACACGCUCCCCAGAAGCGGCGAGCCGGACGACGUUUACUAUAAGAGCAUGCCCAACUUGGGCUCGCGCAACCAUCUGCACCAGCUGCAUAGCUACUACCAACUGGGCCGCGGCAGCAGCGACGGCUUUAUCGUUCCUCCCAAAGAUGAGCUUUCGCCCGAAGAAACGCCGCAGGAAACCACACACAUGGUAACCAGCCUAUAGAGGGCGCCAAACCCCGUCGCAUUCACACCCGUAACCCAUGACAUCUCGACCUCCGCUGGAUCUUCUACGUUUCCGUACCGUUCAGUUGUCCGCAGUUGUUCAGUUUUGCUUUUCCAUGUCCGCAGAGAAAUGAACUACAGCAACAAACCUUGGGAGGCGAUUUUGUAUUCCGUUCAGGAGAGGAUUAUGGGUACUCUUGCUUGUUGAGGAAUGAAACCUGACAUCCUUUGGAUUCUAUUGGUAGUGCAUUUCUACUUCAAGGGAGAACAGACCCGAAAAUGGAUUUGCUGUGUAAUCUUGCGGGGCAGUGUGAGAUUUUGUGGGUUUUUUACUCUCUGCGACCCUGAAGGAAUACAGAUAACUGCCAAAAAGAUUGUUAGUAGCUCAGCGCGUCUAGUCAACACCAAUCAAGUCUGUGACUCGAAAACUAUUUUAAUACCUUCUGUAUCCAUAUUUGCUUUUUAAAUAUUUUUCUUCUUCUCACGUGGUGAAAAGCAGCACGUUUUGCUGCGACGGAGAACAAUACGAAGAAGGGCGUCUUCACCACACGCUUUCUGUUCUUUGCUGUAUUAAUAACAAAUAUCGAGAAGCGGGGGAAGAACUAAUACCGGAGAAUUCUACAAUAUUUCUAUGUAAAUGUACAGACACUAGUGUUACACAGGAUAGUGCUUAUUCUGUUCCUACGCCCUCCGCUUCUGUAACCAUGGUGAUUUCAGAUCAUUUCCUUUCUCUCCCGAUGGUCUCGUCCUCAACGACAGGUUUUGAUCCCUUGCUCUUUUUUUUAAAUGAUAAAUUUUACAUUCACGUCUUCAUUUCAGUAUGAAUAAUGGCAAGUAGAAAAAAAAUGACAGGACAGACAAAGAAUUCAUAUUUUUCCUCAUUCUCUUUGAUUUAUAGACUCCCGUUUGUAGAUUAAUGAAGAAAGGAAACAUAACGUGGAAAAUAUGUUGGAGUAGAGAUAUGAGACGUAUCGCAGUACAUGAUCAAUGGAGGUCGUUUUCAUUCAGAGAGAGUGAUAGAGAUGCACUUUUGUGAUUUAACUGCAGAGAUCCAGCAUACCUUCUAUUUGCUUUCAUUUUUUUCUGGUGGAGAAUGAAUGGUUAUUUAUUUCACUGAGGAAAAAAGUACAAACUAUUUAGCAAAAUGUCUGGGGGUAAAAUGAAUGCGGCACAUAUUAGAAUUUUUAUCAUUACAAAUAUGAUUUUAUUUAUUCUUUUAUCCGUUUAUUUUUAUUUGUUUUCUCCUGUGGUUGAAUGACCUCUCACUAAUAUUUGUUGUAACAGUGAAACUUGUUUGCCAACAAAUAAAUGACUGACGGAGUGAAGCCGAGAGUUGCUGGCUGUGUGCGUUUUCUGCAACCUGACACGUUUUUUUUAUUUUUAU
Molecule: messenger RNA, 6025 nt
Organism: Sinocyclocheilus anshuiensis
Lineage: Eukaryota; Metazoa; Chordata; Actinopteri; Cypriniformes; Cyprinidae
Product: adhesion G protein-coupled receptor L3-like
Exons: 25
Coding region: 446-4642 (1398 amino acids)
Biological process (GO): G protein-coupled receptor signaling pathway; cell surface receptor signaling pathway
Cellular component (GO): membrane
Molecular function (GO): G protein-coupled receptor activity; carbohydrate binding
Source: RefSeq, a predicted model, not a curated record